Trichomycterus rosablanca is the source of this 1005-nucleotide messenger RNA. It is a transcript of the gene smn1, whose product is annotated as survival of motor neuron 1, telomeric. Gene Ontology annotation, cellular component: cytoplasm; nucleus. The transcript has 9 exons. Gene Ontology annotation, biological process: mRNA processing. NCBI's taxonomy places the organism in Eukaryota, Metazoa, Chordata, Actinopteri, Siluriformes, Trichomycteridae. The record is from RefSeq and is a predicted model, not a curated record. Bases 73 to 897 code for a protein of 274 amino acids. Gene Ontology annotation, molecular function: RNA binding.
UCAGUAGCGCACGCUGUCGGUCGCUCUUGCACUUGGCGUUAUUUUGUACAGGUUAGCCUGUUAGCAUUCUUCAUGGCUAAUGGAACUAGUGAAGUUGUAUUUGUUCGCGGAACCGGUCAGAGUGAUGACUCAGACAUUUGGGAUGACACCGCUUUGAUAAAAGCCUAUGAUAAAGCAGUCGCAUCAUUUAAGAAUGCAUUGAAAGGUGAAGAUGAUACGACUCAACCUAAAAAAGAAAAACCUGGCAACAAGCGAAAGAAUAACAAAAAGAGCAAAAGCAGAAAGAAAUCGAAUGCGUCACCUGACAGAGAGUGGAAGGUCGGAGAUACCUGUUACGCAUUUUGGUCUGAGGAUGGGAACUUGUACACUGCCACUAUUACCUCUAUAGAUGUGCAGAAGGGCACCUGUGUUGUGUGUUACACUGACUAUGGGAAUGAAGAGGAGCAGAAUCUGAGCGAUCUCCUCACAGAUAUUCCUGAGGUGGACAUAGAAGCUAAACAGACAGUAGAUGGUAAAGAGUCGUCAACAGAGGAGAGCGAUAGAUCUUCUACUCCACAUCAGUUUAAUCAACAGAAGCACAAAGCUAAAGGCAAAACUUCAGCGGGACGUCCUAUGUGGGCUUCUGGUUUUCCUCCACCUCCUGGCCCACACUUCAGAAUGUCUGAAGGUAAAAGAGGAGAUCCUGGACCUGCUUUCCCUGGUUGGCCCCCAAUGAUUCCACCUGGUCCACCGAUGAUCCCACCGCCGCCACCAAUGAGUCCAGACAUGCUGGAGGAUGACGAGGCUUUAGGCAGCAUGCUGAUCUCAUGGUACAUGAGUGGCUACCACACAGGAUACUACCUAGGCUUGAAACAAGGUCGAAAAGAAGCUGCAGCAAAGAAGUCUCAUCACAAAUAAAACGAUUCAUUGUUUAAUCUGGUUAAAAUGAGCCACCGUGUUAAAUUCUUUACCAUGUUUUGUAUUCUUUGUAUAUAAAUUAAUUAAAUGCAAUGUUAUUUUUCACCA